Messenger RNA from Micropterus dolomieu (smallmouth bass), 1277 nucleotides. RefSeq lists its product as uncharacterized. The transcript has 3 exons. Lineage: Eukaryota; Metazoa; Chordata; Actinopteri; Centrarchiformes; Centrarchidae. The coding region runs from base 262 to 969 and encodes 235 amino acids. The record is from RefSeq and is a predicted model, not a curated record.
GUAAACAGUUUGGUGAAAGGGGAAGCCAUUUUUCGUCAUUGACCUUUCUUCUAGUUUUAGAUUGGUUCAUAUUUGGUUACAUAUAUGGUUUUGCGGAAAGAAAACGGUUGGUUGUUUAUUCCCCCCAGAAAGGUGGACCACAGCUUAAUAUAGGCUACAGGUUGAACUGAGUCGGCGUCAGGUAUGGUGUGCAGUCACCCUGAUAUUAUUUUAUAGCUGAUAAGAAACAGUUGUGGUCCCGGGUGCUGUGAUUUGUACAAAAUGGAGGAGGAGGAAGAAGUGCUAAGAAUCCAAUGCAGAAAAUUGAUUUCUCGGGUCCGAAGCAAACAGGCCUCCGAAGAAGAGAGGGGGAGACACAAACACAAAGGCGCCAGAGGGAGCGAGAGGACAGAACCUGAAAGACUAGUGGCCGGGUUUACAGAUCAUCGUCGGUGUAACCUCUCUCUCCCAGACUGCGCACAACUGGAGAGAGACCAAACCUCCCGCAAUCUCGUGUGUCAAGGUCCUGGAGGCCAGCCCGUACCCCUUAAACUCAUUUCAAUGCUGAGGCUCAAAACUUUCAGGGAGGAGAUGAGACGGGCUGCAGAGGCGGAGCUCCACGAUCCAUCUGUCUGCAGUGCAUGUGAGCAGGAACAGGCUUCUCUGGCCUUGAGGAGUUUUAUCAGGAGGAAGAAGACACAACUGCAUUUCCAAACACUGAAGGGCAGACUAAACACACACUCGAGCUAUGGAGAGUGUGCAUGUUGGGGUAGUUUGUGCCAAAUCUCCCAAAGGCCUCCUUUGCCCCUCACUGGUUUUGGGAGGAACUACUUGGUGGACACGUGCAGGUCACAGCAACCUGGGGUUGCCUUAGCAACGACUAAAGAAGGUGGUGUUUCCCUGGCAACAGAUGAAAUGAGGGGUUACCCUGACAAAAACGCUACAGGAACUCAUUUAGUGAGCCCUCACUGUCCUUUUCCAGACAGAUAGCUGCAGACAUGACAGGCACAGGCUUAAUACAACGAAAGGGACAAUGCUGGAGUCAAACAUAUUCCUAAUUAUUUGUUUUGACACACAGGCAAAACCCACCGGUAUGCCCAAUAAAUACUGAUGUGCUGAUGUCCUCACACACCCUGCUCAGCUACAGCUGUGUUUAUGUUCACACCGCUAAAUAACAGAAACAAGUGUCUAGCCUUUUGUUUUCAGAAUUUUUUUUUUUUUAAAGGACAUGGUAACAAGGUUAGUACAAAACAGCCAUUUAUUUUCUUCUCACUAUUAAAGUAAAACACACAACACUA